Messenger RNA from Xiphias gladius (swordfish), 3877 nucleotides. It is a transcript of the gene n4bp3, whose product is annotated as NEDD4 binding protein 3. NCBI's taxonomy places the organism in Eukaryota, Metazoa, Chordata, Actinopteri, Istiophoriformes, Xiphiidae. Bases 181 to 2124 code for a protein of 647 amino acids. Gene Ontology annotation, cellular component: cytoplasmic vesicle. The record is from RefSeq and is a predicted model, not a curated record. The transcript has 10 exons.
ACGCCGCCAGCGGGCCGAUGUCUGUCUGCUGCUCCGCACCAGGUCCGGGAAAAGAUCCUGCGGAGCCACGUAAACACCGUUUGUUUCAUUAUAUAACCAGCGAGAGACAAGACUGUUGACCAGGAGAUGUCCUGCAUGCCGAAUAUGAGCACCUUACCCCCCCAAAGAGCCCUGUAACCAAUGGCAACCUCAGUCCAGACUUUUCCUCUGACCCGUGGCCCCGACAAAAACUUCCAAAACCCUUUCCCAGCCACGCCCCUCUCCUCCCGCUGCGGCAUGGGAAGCGUCGGCAGCCUGGUGGAGAGGCCGGAUGUGUCUCCAUCUAAAGGCAGCCAUGCAGUCCCCCAGGUGAGACCCAAACAGACCAAUGGCCUCCUGAAGAAAGGCUUCACCCAGAGAGAGCUACUCAACUACCUCAACAUCACCAGAAAAGAGCCUAAAGCAAACCCAGGCAGUGAUGGUAUGAAGGAUAUAAUCUCUGGCCUCAGCUCUGCCAGUGGCCGUGAGGAGGACAACUUAUACGCCAAGGUCUACCAUAAAGAUGGCACCGAAGUAGAUUUGACAAAGAACUCACUGCCAAGUGGGGGCAAGUAUGAAAAGGCUCGUUUUAGAUCAUCAGCCUUCAAGCCUGUCACCCCCAAAAACUUCAGCUCCAUGCAAAACCUCUAUCCGUCUUCCAAGUCAGAGGAUGUAGAUCAUGGCCUUUCCAACGGGUUGCACCGAGCUUACGCCCAUGUCCCUAAAGCUGUCUCCACCUCCUCUUCUUCGUCCUCGCCCUCCCGUCACGGAGGACCGACAUCCAUUGGUAACAAGGCCCUCUCCUCGGUGCGUGGAAUGAGUCAGGAGGACGAUAACCUGUCAGACUCGGGCCAUAACUCCAUGAGCAGCCUGCCGCCAUACCGGCCUCCUUUCCGCCCACACCUCGCUCACAUCAGUGCAUCUAUGGGCCACAUCAACACCAUUGGCUCCCUGGACCGCACCUCUCUUGGCCCGAAGGCUGUGGGAUCAGGGGGUGUGGCUAUGGGGGAGAUGGCGUGUCGGAGCAUGGCAACCCUGAGCCGUCUGGCUCCAUACGGAGGGGAGGCCCCACCUCCUUAUGAAUGGACACUCUCCCUGUCUGUGGAGGAGGUGGUGCGGGAUCUGGAAGAGCGCCUGGUGGAGAAAGAACAUGAGCUGAAACAGAUGAAACGAAACCUGGAUGAGAGUGAGGGUGCCAUCGCUCAGGUGUUUGAAGGGAAACAGCGUCUGUGGGAGAAGGAGGUGGAGGAGCUGAAGCGCCUGUAUGCCGCCAAGCUGCGCCACAUCUCCCAGCAUGCCCAGCUUUCCCAGCGCAGCCUGCAGUUGCAGCUCUUCAAGGCCCAGCAGGAGAAGAACCGACUGCGAGAGGAGCUCGACAGCCUGAAGAAGGAAAGGAGCCAGGAGGCUGGAGCCAUAGCAAAGCGGACCAGCCCGACCCUGGAGGAGACACAGUGGGAGGUUUGCCAAAAGUCAGGGGAGAUUUCUUUGCUGAAGCAGCAGCUGAGGGACUCCCAGGCAGAGGUGACCCAGAAGCUGAGUGAGAUCUUCCAGCUGAAGACGCAGCUCCGGGAGACUCGCACGGAGCUGCGUAGCAGGGAGGGCCAGAUAGAUGCACUAAAGCUAGUCCUGCAGGGGAUCCAGCGUCGCAGAUGUCCCUCUCAGAAUGCAAAUGAAGAUGGAAAAGGAGCUGAAGAGAGUACUUCUGCUGGGGCAACAGGAGGGUGCGGGGGCCCCACAGAGGAGCGUCUGCGCGCCGAGCUCCUGCUGGAGCGACGCCAGAGCGAGGCCCAGGCCAUGGCUUUCGAGGAAGAGCGGCACACAUGGCAGACAGAAAAGGACAAGGUCAUCCGCUACCAGAAGGAGCUGCAGGCCAGCUACUUAGAGAUGUACCACCGCAAUGAAGCGUUGGAGAGGGAACUGCACCAGCUGAGGGCAGGCAGAGAGCAAGGAGCAGGAGCAGGAGGAGGAGGAGGAGGAGGGAGCAGAAAUGGGACAUUGGAACGAGAAGUGCCACAGCUGAGGAGUGAGAGAGCGGGGGACCAACAAGAGGAUAGACUUUCGUCUGGUUUGCCGUGGAUAGAGAGGAUUGAAUCAUCUGAAAUUUGAAUGUGACGGACGUGUUUUCGAUGCAGACUGUUUUCCCCCCAGAAGUAUGGCAGCUGUUGAAGACCAUGUCUGCCAGGAAAAAAGAAACAAAAAUUGACUCAGUAAGUCAAAAUUAUAAGAUAGUAAGUCAAAUUUUUAUUUGUUGAGACAAAAGUAUGCGAUGCAAAAUCAAAUUUUUGAACUAAUAAUAAUUAAUGGUAAUAAUUCAUUAAAUAAUAAUAAUUGAUAAUGGAUCGAGUCUAAAUUUUUACCUACUGUCAAAAUUAUGAGAUAAGUAGAAAUAAUGAGAUGAUAGUUCAAAAUAAUGAUAUAGACUAAGUGUAAACUAUGAGAUAGGUCAAAAUUUCAAGAUAACAUAAGUCCGAGUUGUGUUAUAGUGAGUCUAACAUUUGACUUAAGUCAAAUUAAGUCAAAUCUCAUAAUUACGACCAGGAAGUCAACAUUUUGACUUACUAUCCGAAACUUUUGACUAAUUACCUCAUAAUUUCGAUGCCGUAAGUCAAAUAUUUUCUUUGAUGAGUAUUUUUGUUCAUAUUUUUCUUCUUCUCUUGGUGGACAUGGGCUUCCACAGUUCCUGCCCGUCUCUGCCCAAGCACCCUUAUUGAGUGUUUAAUGCCCUUUUCCUGCAAAGACUGGACCCAUAAGCUCGUACAGAAACACAGUAAUGCUGAGGGUGACUGCACAGAAAUACUGUGUCUGUGCCUCAUCUAUCUUUGGCAGAAGAGCUGUGUCAGUUUUGUAUGAAAAACAGCCAGGCUCCAGCCAAGCGCCUAGACUUCCCCUGCUUAAAUCCCAGUAUAAACCUGUAAAUGACCAAAUUGAUAUGCAGAUUGUGACUGCUUUGUGUUCAUUUGGUAGUUACUUUUUGGUUUGGAAUGCUGUAUAGUCUUGACAGUAAACAAAGGAUUCAAAGGGAUUUAGUGUGGCCCGGUAACAUCUCAGCACCUGCGUGUACAGACGGUGCUGUGGAUUCAGGGUUCACCUGGGCUCCGGGAGGGAAGCUGCAUCUCUGGGUUAAGUAUCAAGGAUUACAGCUAUCUGGUGCCAAGGUACUAAUGCUUGUUCUUUGCCAUCAAAUAAAAACCUUUUACCCUACUGAAGAAACUGGAAAUGUUGGACAUUUUUCUCCUUCAGUUUGCUGUCAGGUGGUACCAAUAUAUUUCUUACAUAACUGUAAUUUUUCAGUUGAUUUGCUUACUGUCAUUUUAUUCCAGGCACACUGUUGUCUUAAAUGGGCAUACUUCCAUAACUUUUGAUGGCAACGAACACGAUCAAAAGAUGCAGAUGAUGAACAUGACUGCCCUGUUUACUGGUGCAAUUUGCUGUACAUACCCAGCCAAUAACAUCAGGUGCAUGACGUAGGUGACGUUCUUCUCUUAUAUCGUGUAUUAUUAAUAUAUGAACGUUCAAAAGCCAGCUCUCAAUCGACCUUUCAACAUACUGUGACUCUUGUCUGUUUACUGGAAUCAAAACUGUACAGUAUAAAUAUAUAUGUUUGCUUUGGAUUCAUAAUAAACAUUUAUGAAGUGGUGUAACAGCUUUUACGUUGGUGCAAGCCCCAGUGGCAUUUCUAGUGUAAAUCAAGGCUGCGGGAUGCUCUAUCAUAGGCUUUUCUGUCUACUCUAGUUUGAACGUAAAUGCUAGAAAUCCCUUGUCAAAAUGUUAGAGGUGUAACCGAUGGCAUUCACCCGAGGGCUCAGACGCCUGCCUGCUCUGAAGGGGCUUAAAAUCUCCACAGAGCGUGCCAAUAAAA